Botrytis cinerea B05.10 is the source of this 3399-nucleotide messenger RNA. RefSeq lists its product as hypothetical. Gene Ontology annotation, biological process: NAD+ metabolic process; NADP+ biosynthetic process. NCBI's taxonomy places the organism in Eukaryota, Fungi, Ascomycota, Leotiomycetes, Helotiales, Sclerotiniaceae. The transcript has 2 exons. Gene Ontology annotation, molecular function: NAD+ kinase activity. The coding region runs from base 1103 to 3034 and encodes 643 amino acids. The record is from RefSeq and is a predicted model, not a curated record.
GGCUUGGUAUUGCUUUAUACAUUUGGCAUCAAUCAAUCAAUUUUCUUCACUUCUAUUUCUCCAACCGAUCAGCCCUCCAGAUUUAGACGACGGUCUUCUUUUCCACGGGCAGAUAUCUUAAUCUUCAUUUGUUGGCAUUGCGUAGACUAUUUUGGUCUCGUUCUUCUGCACGCCGAAUCACUAUCACCUCAUAGAACAUUAUCACCAGACACGACAUUCUCUGCCUUCAACGCUUUCACGAGAGAGGGUUGCAACAAGCUACCGAGACGCAAGAUAUAUCACAUCAGAAGCUUGUAGAAAGGCUUGUUGGUUUCGCUUACUACAACAAGGUACGAGUCAACAGGAAGAUAUAUCAUAUCUUUUACCACCCGCUUGGCAAGAUUUGUGCUGCACGAAGUCAAUCUAUCACACAUCCUGCUGCAUCUUCUCGCAUCUUCAUACACAAGCCCGCCGACGUGCCAACUACCAAGCGAAGGAGUUAAGCGCAAGAUCCGAAAUCACACCCACCUGGAGACAUAAUUUAUAUAAUACAUGUCCAUCUUUCAAAGUACCUAGUGGUUAGCAAUCCAUCCACUUCUUACCUCCGUUGUAUCCGAUUUCAAAUCAACCGUACGGACCAACCGAUACGGACUGCUGGCUUCUCUGUCGAGACUGUCUGUGCAAAGAAAAAGUCUAAUCCACAACCAACAAGCCUCCGCAAACUGGAAACAAACAAACAAUCCCCCUUCAUCUAUAAUUUUAUCUCCUCUUCUUCUUCGUAUCCCUCUCCGUCUCCUCGACCCCUUUCUAUAUUUUAUCUUCUCUUCCACGGCGUCUGCAGACAACCAAAGGAGUUGCAUCAGAGAGAGAAUUGCGUUUGAUUCUGGUCCGCCAUCUCCUUCCACUCCUUCCACUCCUUCGACUCCAUCUUCUCCAUCUUCUCCUUCGAGAUACGCAUCCCGUCGAUCGAUCUGAUUCCGACGCAGACUGCAUUAUCUCCAGCAAUCCGGACUAUCGAUUUACCCGGCAUUUAUCCUGGACCCCUCGACACCCAAUCGAUAAUCAUAGCUUUGCCUGAUAAUCCUUGCAUCAGCCAAUCAUACUCGCGGAUUCUUCGGCAUUUAUGUUACAUUCUACCGACUUCCGAACCCCGACUCGAAAAAGAUUACUCAAACAUCAUUUGGCGUCAUCAUCCACUAUGUCCGACAUUCGCUCUCCAACUUCGAUUCAUCCUGCUCUUACUAAGCCCAAUGAUCCCCCCAAACCUUCUCAGUCCGUAUUUGAUGAAGCUGUUACACCUUCAGCUACGGCUCAAUCCUUUUUGGGUUUCAAUGCCUUGAACUCGAAACUCAAUCCAGCUGACAAUCUCCGACGCGAACAGGCCGCUCAGUUCGGUUCUUUGAAUGCCAUUGAAACCAACUUUCCAGAUAAUGAUCUUUCCGAAUCAUCGACUGACCCAUCUACAACGUUUUCCGCCGCAACAACUGUAGGAAGCGACUCGGCUUCUGUUCCGUCAUCACCGGUAUUUCCUACACGUGCUUCCCGAGCUUUCCAUAACCAUUGCAAGAACGCUCUAUCCGUCGACGCUAUACCCCGCCAGACUAUGAUGAAAGCAUUGGCAUCUUCGCAACGAGAACAUAAUCCACAAAACCUUUCUUUAGCAAACAUGAAGUCACCAUCCAUUGAGAGACCGGGGACUGCCUCAUCGCAGAAGCUCAAUGCAGCAAUAUCGGAUUUGGCACAGCGAAACACUCCGGUCACAGCUCGCUUUCCCUCACUACAGUCACCAUGCUUUUACCAUCAACGAUUCGAUGACGCUGUCAAUAUCGACAAAGUGCUUGAAGAGAUCAACGGAGACGAAUCAAUGUCACAUUCCCGACUCAUGGCAACAGCCACUGGUGUGCGAGAAGUUUCUAAGCAAUUGCAAAGACGCCCCAUCAAGAGAGCUGUCCGCAAUGUUAUGAUUGUUACAAAGGCUAGAGAUAAUCAAUUGGUUAAUUUGACCAAGGAUUUAGCACUUUGGCUCAUGAGCACUCCACGAUAUGGCUCAGACCUGGGUGUUAAUGUUUAUGUGGAUGCGAAGUUGCGCAACUCGAAGCGUUUUGGAGCAGCAGCAUUGAUUGAAUCACAACCUCGAUUCCAACAUCUUUUGAAAUAUUGGUCACCAGAUCUUUGCUGGAGUCAACCGGAGAAAUUCGACCUCGUUCUCACCUUGGGUGGGGACGGGACUGUCUUAUUUACUUCAUGGCUCUUCCAGCGUAUUGUUCCACCCAUUUUAUCCUUCAGUCUCGGUAGUCUUGGCUUUUUGACUGGAUUUGAAUAUGAUCGCUUCAAGGAACACUUAAACAAAGUCAUGGGAGAGGAAGGUAUGCGAGUCAACCUUCGCAUGCGUUUCACAUGUACAAUAUAUCGUGAUGGAAAGGAACAAGGUCAUGAUGCAGUAGAAGGCGAACAAUUUGAGGUCCUCAAUGAACUUGUUAUCGACCGAGGACCAUCCUCUUACAUCUCCAACCUCGAGUUGUAUGGUGACAACGAGCUUUUGACUGUUGUCCAAGCCGAUGGGUGUAUUUUCUCGACUCCUACUGGCUCAACUGCAUACUCAUUAUCUGCUGGUGGCUCACUUGUCCACCCAGAUAUUCCUGCCAUCCUCCUCACACCAAUCUGUCCUCAUACUCUUUCAUUCCGUCCAAUGAUUCUCUCGGAUACACUUUUGCUCCGAGUAUCUAUUCCACGCAAUUCUAGAGCCACCGCUUAUUGUUCAUUCGAUGGAAAGGGUCGUGUUGAGCUGAAGCAAGGUGAUCAUGUCACUAUUGCCGCUUCUCAAUACCCAUUCCCCACCGUGGUUAGCUCUCCAUCAGAGUGGUUUGAUAGUGUAUCCAGAACUCUUAGAUGGAACACUCGCGGUGCUAUGCAAAAGGCGUGGGACGGUACCGAGGAAAAUAAAGAAGAGGAAGCUGAAUGGGAUAUCGAUACUGAUUCAGCAUUCUAUGGCAGUGAAGAUAGCAGUCUCAGCGCAAGUCCCUUGAGACGACAAAUGAGCAUGCUUGGCAUGUAAAUGUUUUUAAUUAUCUCGCGAUUACCUCUGGUUAUAUGCGACUUUGUUAUACAAUCCCCUGUCUUUACAAGACAUGCACUACUACAUGUUGUAUUAUUUAAUACCUUCUUUCUCAUAUCCAACCCGAGAUCAACAAGAUAUGAUGCGGAUUUUUUUUUUUUUUUUUUUUUUCAGUUAGAACUUGUAGGCGUUGACUUUUGCAUAUUGGGCGAAUAGGUGUUGGAGAUUUUAGAGAUCAAUCAAAGAAUAUAUUUCAGGGACUAUUUACAAUAGGUACGAUUUAGAUACGAAUAUCAUGACUUUUGCUGGCCAGUUUGUCAGCUGAUAAAUUGUAUACUUUUUUGAGUUUUGAUGAGUUUUUUAUA